Molecule: messenger RNA, 500 nt
Organism: Emiliania huxleyi CCMP1516
Lineage: Eukaryota; Haptophyta; Isochrysidales; Noelaerhabdaceae
Exons: 2
Source: RefSeq, a predicted model, not a curated record
AUGCCCAGCCACACUCCACUGCUGCAGGUCCUCCUCGGACCUGCGCUCUUGCACGCGGGCAUAGCGCCCGAGACACUUUCCUUCGUUUUUGGCAGCGAGGGAUCCCUCCUCUCGGAUCUGUGCGGGCGGCUCGUCUGCUGGUGCGCCUUUUAUGCGCUGAUCCACAUCUUCUACCACAUCUUUGCUCCGGGCGUUCGGGCCUUCUGCGAGAGGUGGUACCCCGACGCACCGACGAGUGCCGUGCCGCAGAAGCUGGUGUCGCACGCGGCCUUCCCGCUGUACGUGACGGUGCCGCUGCUGACCGACUUCUUCCAGGUGAAGGGCUGGUCGCAGGCGUGCGGUGGCAUCGACGACUGCGGCGGGCCGGCGCGUGCGCUGCUCGGCUGCGCCGCCUACUUUCUGCUGCUCGAGUUCAUCAUCUUCGUGGACCACUACUACCUGCUGCACAAGUGGAGCGUGGGGAAGCGGCUCGGCCAGCACGCCUUCCACCACGUGUACAA